Molecule: messenger RNA, 633 nt
Organism: Pedinophyceae sp. YPF-701
Lineage: Eukaryota; Viridiplantae; Chlorophyta; Pedinophyceae
Source: the annotation of a GenBank genome assembly
AUGGCGCUCAAGGACACGCUGGACCUGAUCCGGAAGUCGCGGAUGCCGAUAUACCUCGGCUUGACGAUCUUCGGUCGCAGCCACAUGAAGGACGUUUCCGUGGAGGCGGCGCGCAUUCUGUACUUCUCGCUCCUGGCCAUCAGCGUCGUCGUGAACCUCUUCCUGCUCAAGAAGAUCAACGGCAUCGACGACAAGAAGCCGGUGAAGACGAAGAGCCCACAGGGCGAGACGACGACGGUGACGGUGCGCGAGUAUGACACCAAGCAGGUCCUGGACGGGCUGCGGAGCCAACUCAUCAGCGUGGCGAUCGUCUGCGUGCUCCACUUCUACAAGGGCAUGCUCCCGCCGAUGCUCCUCCAGGGCCUCAUGAUGCCCUUCGGCAUCCUCGACAACAAGAUGUUCCGGAUCCACGUCGUCGGCGAGCACCCGUCGGAGGACCUCGCGCGUCCGUUCAAGGCCGGGGGCCUCAUGGAGAUGCUGCAGAACAUGAACCCUGACAACCAGGUGGUGACCAAGGGCAAGAAGAAGGACGGCGAGAAGGCGGCCGCGUCCGGGGAGGCCCGCGAGGCGCCCGCGGGGGGCGCGGAGGCCAAGGGGGGCGCGAAGAAGCGCAAGGCGAAGCGGGCGGACUGA